CGCGGUGUCCAGAGAAAAGUUUUCUCAGGACACGAAGUUGUCAAGUGAGUUUAACUUCAACAAUAGGCGGAUUCUAUCUCAAGACAGUCGAUAGAUAGAGGGUCACGGCGCACAUGUAAACAGUCGGUCUUUGACUUUGAAAAUAAAUACGGAGAAUAGACGAGGUGAUUUUUAAAAAAAGAAGAAAAAUGGAAGCGACGUUUUACGACGAAGCCGUGAAUGGCUCCAGUUCUCAGCAUGACGGGCCGACGGUGUAUGGCUUCAACCCCAAAACCCUCAAACAGACCAUGACGCUAAACCUCAACGACCCGAAGAACUUCAGGCCCCAGCUGAGCGCCAAGGCCCUGGACAUCCUCACGUCCCCAGAUGUCUGCUUGCUGAAGCUGGCCUCGCCUGAACUAGAGCGCUUAAUCAUUCAGUCCUGCACCGGACUGACGACUCCCACCCCGACCCAGUUCGUCUGUCCCAGGAACAUCACCGACGAACAGGAGGGGUUUGCGGAAGGGUUUGUGAGGGCUCUGGCAGAGCUCCACUACCACCAGCAGCCCCCUGCUGUCCACCCUGACGCGCAGACCGACGCGCAGACCGACGCGAGCAACAGCAUGGGAUCCGGCUCUGCUGCGUCCGAGAGCGACGGGAUUCCCUACAGCUGCACGGUGCGCACCGACCCACCGGAGUACACAAGCCUGGGGGCUUUCAGCAGAGCUGUGGGCUCUGCGUCGGCACCUGCUAGCGAGAGGCACCCACCUAUAAGUUACCCAACCGUCCCACAGCCGUCCGACAACAACAUGGACCACCUGGCGGCGCAGCACUCGCGGCUACACGCGCUAAAAGAGGAGCCGCAGACGGUGCCCCAGAUGUCCGGCGACACCCCGCCGCUCUCCCCCAUCAACAUGGAGAACCAGGAGCGCAUCAAAGCGGAGAGGAAGCGCUUGAGGAACAGGGUGGCCGCCUCCAAAUGCCGGAAAAGGAAGCUGGAGAGGAUCUCCCGGCUGGAGGACAGGGUCAAAAACCUCAAGAACCAAAACACAGAGCUGGUUUCCUCUGCCAACGUCCUCCGGGACGAGCUGGCUCUGCUCAAGCAAAAGGUCAUGGACCACGUUAACAGCGGCUGCCAGCUCAUUUUGACGCAGCAACUCCAAGCUUACUAGACUACCAAGGGUAAUAAAUAAAAAAGGGGAUUUGUUUGUGUGUGGACCAAAUGCAGCAUAAUGUGGCCUGUUCAGUCAUGCGGGGGAGCCCCUGCGUUUCAUUGAAAAUAUCCACCAAAUUAUCCGCUCAGGCUGCAUCCACUAAGUUUCUACAGACAAAGAGCAAGAAUGGAAACGGACUAGAUCCUUGUAAUUGGUCAGUGCGAUGAAUUAUUACAGAGCAGAGGCCACCAAAGCUGCUUCACGGACGGACAAAGCUCAGAGGAGCAUCCAAAUACUCCUCUGAUGUGGCUUGUUAGAUUAAAAAAAGGGAGGGUUUCUUCCCCCACUUAAAACGACAAGAUGUAUUCAGUCAAGGUGAUAUGGCAAGUGUCCAUACCUAAAGCUAAUAUGAAAUUGAUGUCCCUUGCAUCCUGACACCCAGAGCAUGUGUGGGAUCAAAUUGCAAAUUGACAGAAACACAAUGUGAACAAGGCGUUGCCCUGCGAAUCUUCCACUAUAUCAAGUAGCAAUGUAUGCAUUAAGACUUGAGUCCAGCACUGAGUACCCCACCAGCGACUAUACAGUAUGUACAGAGUAACACUAACAAACAUCACACCUUUAUUCAAGGACUCUCUAGGUGUGUGUAGCGUUUACUGACAAAUACUGCCUUACUUUCUUAACCCUUAUGUUCAUAGCCUACCAUUUUGUGAUAUAAACCUGAAAUAACACUUUGUAAUAAUAUUUGUACGCUGUCUUUUGAGCACUUAAGAACUGUAAAUAUGACAAAAUAAAAUGUUGGACACGUA
Pseudoliparis swirei is the source of this 1939-nucleotide messenger RNA. Its product is annotated as transcription factor Jun-like. The record is from RefSeq and is a predicted model, not a curated record. Gene Ontology annotation, molecular function: transcription factor binding; RNA polymerase II cis-regulatory region sequence-specific DNA binding; DNA-binding transcription factor activity, RNA polymerase II-specific. The transcript has a single exon. Bases 189 to 1151 code for a protein of 320 amino acids. Gene Ontology annotation, biological process: regulation of cell cycle; regulation of cell population proliferation; regulation of transcription by RNA polymerase II. NCBI's taxonomy places the organism in Eukaryota, Metazoa, Chordata, Actinopteri, Perciformes, Liparidae. Gene Ontology annotation, cellular component: transcription regulator complex.